Messenger RNA from Dovyalis caffra, 510 nucleotides. The record is from the annotation of a GenBank genome assembly. NCBI's taxonomy places the organism in Eukaryota, Viridiplantae, Streptophyta, Magnoliopsida, Malpighiales, Salicaceae.
AUGGGAUCUGGGGCUGGAAGCUUUUUGAAGGUUAUUCUUAAGAACUUUGACGUUCUUGCUGGGCCUGUGGUUAGUCUAGUUUAUCCUCUAUAUGCCUCAAUUAGGGCAAUUGAGACUAAAUCUCAUGUUGAUGAUAAGCAAUGGCUUACCUACUGGAUUCUUUAUUCCAUGAUCACUCUCUUUGAGCUCACCUUUGCUAAAGUCAUUGAGUGGAUACCAAUCUGGCCAUAUGCGAAGCUCAUUUUGACCUGCUGGUUGGUCAUUCCAUACUUCAGUGGUGCUGCAUACGUUUAUGAGAACUUUGUGAGACCUUUCUUUGCCAACCCACAGCAUACCAUUAAUAUCUGGUAUGUUCCAAGAAAGAAGGAUGCCUUCAGCAAACCAGAUGACGUUCUAACUGCUGCAGAGAAAUACAUUGAAGAGAAUGGGACUUAUGCUUUUGAGAAGCUCAUUACCAAGGAUAAGUCCAGGAGGAGUAGUGGCUAUACAAUGUUUGAUGGGGACGACUGA